Messenger RNA from Neomonachus schauinslandi (Hawaiian monk seal), 936 nucleotides. It is a transcript of the gene CDX2, whose product is annotated as caudal type homeobox 2. The record is from RefSeq and is a predicted model, not a curated record. NCBI's taxonomy places the organism in Eukaryota, Metazoa, Chordata, Mammalia, Carnivora, Phocidae. Gene Ontology annotation, molecular function: DNA-binding transcription factor activity, RNA polymerase II-specific; RNA polymerase II transcription regulatory region sequence-specific DNA binding. Bases 1 to 936 code for a protein of 311 amino acids. The transcript has 3 exons. Gene Ontology annotation, cellular component: nucleus. Gene Ontology annotation, biological process: regulation of transcription by RNA polymerase II; embryo development; cell differentiation.
AUGUACGUGAGCUACCUCCUGGACAAGGACGUGAGCAUGUACCCCAGCUCCGUGCGCCACUCUGGCGGCCUCAACCUGGCCCCGCAGAACUUCGUCAGUCCCCCGCAGUACCCGGACUACGGCGGCUACCAUGUGGCGGCUGCGGCCGCCGCGGCCGCGAACUUGGACAGCGCGCAGUCCCCGGGGCCAUCCUGGCCCGCCGCGUACGGGGCCCCGCUCAGAGAGGACUGGAACGGCUACGCGCCGGGGGGAGCCGCGGCCGCCGCCAACGCCGUCGCCCACGGCCUCAACGGGGGCUCCCCGGCCGCCGCCAUGGGCUACAGCAGCCCGGCCGACUACCACCCGCACCACCACCCACACCACCACCCGCACCACCCGGCCGCCGCGCCUUCCUGUGCCUCGGGGUUGCUGCAGACACUCAACCCCGGCCCUCCCGGACCCGCCGUCACGGCCGCCGCCGAGCAGCUGUCCCCCGGCGGCCAGCGGCGGAACCUGUGCGAGUGGAUGCGGAAGCCCGCGCAGCCGUCCCUCGGAAGCCAAGUGAAAACCAGGACGAAAGACAAAUACCGAGUGGUGUACACGGAUCACCAGCGGCUGGAGCUGGAGAAGGAGUUUCACUACAGUCGUUACAUCACCAUCCGGAGGAAAGCCGAGCUGGCUGCCACACUGGGGCUCUCCGAGAGGCAGGUUAAAAUCUGGUUUCAGAACCGCAGAGCCAAGGAGAGGAAAAUCAACAAGAAGAAGCUGCAGCAGCCGCCGCCGCCACCGCAAGCCCCGCCGCCUGCCCCGCCGCCUCCCCAGCCGCAGCCGGGCCCUCUGAGAAGCGUCCCGGAGCCCCUGAGCCCCGUGUCUGCCCUGCCAGGCUCGGUGCCGGGCUCCGUCCCUGGGGUCCUGGGCCCGGCAGCGGGGGUGUUAAACCCCACUGUCACCCAGUGA